AUGUCAGAACCUUCCAAAGUAUUUCAAUCUCAGCUCUCAGCGCCUGAAAACUCGCAGGCUACAGAAGAGUCCACCACUUUAACGACUGACAAAGCUGACCAAACCUACAAUGCCAAAGCCGAAGUCCUGAACCGUGCGAUCCAAGAAAUUGGUAUGGGCAGGUAUCAAUGGCAAUUAUUUGUGGUGAUCGGCUUCGGCUGGGCAAAUCAGCAAGGAGUCAUUCUGACCCUCGCCCAAAACAUCGGGCUACUGAUCGGUGCGGUGUCCUGGGGAUUUGGCUGUGAUAUUUUCGGUCGGACUUUGGGCUUUAAUUUAACAAUCGGGGUCACCGCUGUGUUUGCGUUGGUCGCGGCUGGAUCACCCAAUUUCGCUGCAAUAUGUGUGUUUGCAGCGCUGUGGUCCAUUGGCGUGGGCGGAAAUCUACCUGUCGAUUCGGCUACUUUUCUGGAAUUUUUGCCUGGGUCGCAUCAAUACCUAUUGACCGUUUUAUCAAUUGAUUGGGCGCUCGCGCAGGUUCUGGCAAAUUUGGUUGCGUGGCCACUGCUUGGAGAUAUGACCUGCUCUUCAGCCGAUGGGUGUACAAAAGCAAAGAAUAUGGGGUGGAGGUAUUACAUGAUCACCAUGGGUGGACUGGGUAUGCUCAUGUUCGUUGUUCGCUUCGUCUUCUUCACUAUCUAUGAAUCGCCUAAGUAUCUGAUGGGUAAGGGCCAAAAUGGACAAGCAGUAAAAGUGGUCCAUGAAGUGGCUCGACGAAAUGGAGGGACGUCGACGCUAUCACAAGAUGAUUUGGAUGAAUUCGACCGGAGUCAGAAUCAACCACAGGUUCAUAUCCGUGCGCUAUUCAACUCGCCUAAACAGGCAUAUUCCACUACUCUCACUAUUUUGGUCUGGGCAUUUAUCGGACUGGGAUACCCUCUGUAUAACGCUUUUCUUCCAUAUAUCACUGCCCAGCGAGGUGCAUCAUAUGGCGACGGGUCCACAUAUCUCACAUACCGGAACUCUCUGAUAAUUGCUGUUAUGGGCGUCCAGGAUGUCUUCUUGGCGGAGUUCUGGUCGAACUACCUCGCUUUGGACGAAAAAGCGCUCUGUCCACUUUCUUUACUUGCGUCCACUACGGCAUCAUCAUCUAAUAGUCUGCUUGGAUGGAACUGCGCCUUUAAUUUCAUGAGCAGCCUUAUGUAUGCUGUGCUUUAUGCAUACACUCCUGAGAUAUUUCUUACCAAGGACCGUGGCACAGGAAAUGCGCUGACUGCCUCCGCAAAUCGCAUCUUUGGAAUUAUGUCGCCCAUCAUUGCCAUUUUUGCCAACCUCGAAACGGCUGUGCCAGUCUAUGUCAGUGGUGCCCUUUUUAUUUCGGCUGGUAUCCUAGUCACCCUGAUGCCAUACGAGUCUCGAGGCAAAGCGAGUCUCUGA
Molecule: messenger RNA, 1413 nt
Organism: Penicillium malachiteum
Lineage: Eukaryota; Fungi; Ascomycota; Eurotiomycetes; Eurotiales; Aspergillaceae
Product: putative sugar transporter
Exons: 4
Coding region: 1-1413 (470 amino acids)
Biological process (GO): transmembrane transport
Molecular function (GO): transmembrane transporter activity
Source: RefSeq, a predicted model, not a curated record